UCUGUGGUUUUCGAGAGCAUUCUCUCUCGGUUUUCGUCACAAAAAGUGAUCAACACCUCUGUCACUCUUUGUGAGUAAUAGCGUUCGAUAGGUAGUUACACCGUGAAACUAGCCUGUCUAUUUCCUACUUCAUAAGCUAAGAACUACUUGUUAGCACAAUCCGAUCGACUACUAAGAACUAGAUCAUGACGGACGUGGAAAUCAAGGCUGAGAAUGGAAGCGGAGAUGCCUCGCUCGAGCCAGAGAACCUUCGAAAGAUUUUCGUUGGAGGACUCACGUCAAACACCACCGAUGACCUGAUGCGAGAGUUCUACUCACAAUUCGGAGAAAUCACUGAUAUCAUCGUCAUGAGAGAUCCAACUACCAAGAGAUCCCGCGGAUUCGGAUUUGUCACCUUCUCUGGCAAAACUGAAGUCGAUGCUGCCAUGAAACAACGCCCGCACAUCAUCGACGGAAAGACCGUGGACCCGAAGCGUGCCGUGCCACGUGAUGAUAAGAACCGCUCCGAGUCGAAUGUCUCCACCAAACGCCUGUACGUCAGCGGAGUUCGUGAGGAUCACACCGAGGACAUGCUCACCGAGUAUUUCACAAAGUAUGGAACCGUCACCAAAUCCGAGAUUAUUCUCGACAAAGCCACCCAAAAGCCAAGAGGCUUCGGAUUCGUCACCUUCGAUGAUCAUGACUCUGUGGAUCAAUGCGUUCUUCAAAAAUCCCAUAUGGUCAACGGACACAGAUGUGACGUGCGCAAAGGACUCUCCAAGGACGAGAUGAGCAAGGCUCAGAUGAACCGCGAUCGUGAAACCCGUGGCGGAAGAUCUCGCGAUGGACAGCGUGGCGGUUACAAUGGCGGUGGUGGUGGCGGCGGCGGCUGGGGAGGACCAGCUCAACGCGGCGGUCCAGGAGCAUAUGGUGGACCAGGAGGUGGCGGCCAAGGAGGAUAUGGCGGAGGUAAUUACGGCGGUGGCUGGGGACAGCAAGGAGGCGGCGGUCAAGGCGGAUGGGGAGGCCCACAACAGCAGCAAGGAGGUGGUGGCUGGGGACAGCAAGGCGGCGGCGGUCAAGGCGGAUGGGGAGGACCACAGCAACAGCAGCAAGGAGGCUGGGGAGGUCCUCAACAAGGAGGCGGCGGCGGUGGCUGGGGAGGCCAAGGCCAGCAGCAAGGCGGCUGGGGAGGUCAAUCCGGUGCUCAGCAGUGGGCUCAUGCUCAAGGAGGAAACAGAAACUAUUAAAUUAAUUCCUUAAGCCCCUCUAAGUGUCCAACGUGUCUGAGCUUCCCGUGCUCUCUCCUCUGUAUCGAUCUUCUCAACCAUUUUUGCUCUGCUAUCUCAUCAAAAUCUUCUGUACUUUUUCUUGUUGCCUUUCUCCAGAAAGUUUCGUUUAUUAUUCAAUUUUUUACCCUGUCUUUUUUAUAUAAUUUAUUUCUAAAUUCGCACAGUUGACAUCCAUUCAACUAGAGAAUGAAUGCAGAGUUUGACACCAAAUUGGCUUAAUUUUCAAGCUGUUUUUAACCAAAAUAAUAAAAAAGUCUCAACUUUACAAAAA
Messenger RNA from Caenorhabditis elegans, 1542 nucleotides. RefSeq names its product Heterogeneous nuclear ribonucleoprotein A1 (gene hrpa-1). Gene Ontology annotation, cellular component: chromosomal region; chromosome, telomeric region; nucleus. The transcript has 4 exons. Bases 300 to 1229 code for a protein of 309 amino acids. Gene Ontology annotation, molecular function: nucleic acid binding; RNA binding. NCBI's taxonomy places the organism in Eukaryota, Metazoa, Nematoda, Chromadorea, Rhabditida, Rhabditidae. The record is from RefSeq and is marked reviewed.